Messenger RNA from Lymnaea stagnalis (great pond snail), 8062 nucleotides. NCBI's taxonomy places the organism in Eukaryota, Metazoa, Mollusca, Gastropoda, Lymnaeidae. The record is from the annotation of a GenBank genome assembly.
CCGAAGAGAACAGUAGAAAGUAAAGUAAACAUUUUAUUAGGCUGCUGCAUUUCCGCUUAGCAGUACGCAGUAAACGAGAUUCAAAGUAAACAGGCCGGUGUGUGUCUACGGUAAACGUAUUGCCUCUGGUAGUUAUACUUUAGUCCUUUCAUAAAAAUGUCGCUAAUUAUGCCUCAAAUUAAGAAUAAGCAAAGACGAGGAGAAGUUUACAAGCAGUAUUUAAAAGAAAAAAGAAAGGUAAGACUAUUAAAGUAGCAAUAAAAGUUAUAACUUUUACGCCAUUUUUCGAUUUUUGGGGUUAAUUUUAAAAUUAAUAAUUACUAAUUACUAAUAUUAAUAUUAUGUUUAAUAAUUAGAUUUUUCUUGGUUAGGUAAAUGCUAGGCAAAUGCAGACGAUUGGUGCCAUGAGAGUCUAAUAUUAAUAAUAUUACUAAAUUACUGCAAAACAGUGCCGUACAAAAAGUAAAGUACAGUUACACUGCAACUACAGUACUUUGUACACUCUAAAAUUAUUGGUUAUCUCCCACUGUUGCGGAAAAUGGAUUAUCAUUAUGAAAAAACUGAUUGUUGGGGUUGAGGAACUGAUUGUUGGGGUUGAGGGGCUGUGUACAAAAAGAGAACAUAAACACAGGAAAUGAGUGGUGCAGAUAUUUAAUCUUAUCAAUCAAUAUCAAUAAAAUAUUAUUAGUAACAGUUUAACUAGCUUUUCAAUUUUCACACCGGAGCAACAUGAUUUUUUUUUUAUAACCGACGCUCAAGUGAUAGAUUACCUAAUUUUUAGUGAGCUAUAACUAUCACAUUAAAAAAAUUAAACUUAAAUAAUUAAAAUUAAAUGUAUGAAAAGUCAGGUAAAUGUUUGGUGCGCCAAUGAUUUCCCACUGCUGCCAUCUUGGUUGCCAAGACGGCACCCGUUACGGCAACCAAGAUGGCGGCAGUGUAAAAAAUCACAUGUCUGCUAAAAUGGGGAGGGGAAAGAGAGAAGAGAAUGUGCUGUGAUUAUCUUCAUUACCUCACUUGUUGUUUUCAUCAGUGUCAGAUUCAAGAUUCACUGCUAGAGUAUCAGAAUCAGUUAGGAUAGUAUGAUCAGUGUCACUGUCAGACAUUUUGGAAUUUUACGAUAUUACUUGCAGCACAAAAAAAUUCCUGAACAAAAGUAAAGCUAGUAAACAAUCAACGGAUACUGCCAAUAAAAUCCCAGGAUGUGCAGGACAUCUGGUACAUUGACCAGCCAGCCAAUCUCGAGACUUGAAUUAUCAGGCUUUUGGGUCGACUAUUCAUCAUUUUCAACAUUCAACCAUGGGCUGAUUGUUCGGCCCAGCCUUCACAAGGGGGUUAAAUUAAAAAUGUUUUUUCCCUAUUUUUGCUUCUCUCUGUAAGUAGUUAAAACAGCACAUUCUGUCUCUUUCCCCUCCCCAAUUUAUCAGACACAUGUUUGCACUUAUGUUUUUUUUUGUUUUUACACUGCUGCCAUCUUGUUUGCCAUGACAAUGUUAUCAUAGAAAUGGGAAAUGAGUGUGCCAAAUCAACAUUUUCUGAAUUUUCAAACUACAAAUUCGUUUUUCCUUUUGGUAAAGUUAUUCUAUCUGCGCCACUCAUUUUAUUAUUAUUAGUUGGGAUUUUAUAUAGCGCAGUACCCCAGACUAGGGCUGGGCUCACCACGCUGUACAUACAAUUUAACAAACAUAAUCAUGAACUUAAAAAUUAACAUAUAUUAAUUAAAUGAAGCAAAACAAAUUUAAAUCCACUCCACACAUUCAAGAACUAUUUACAUGUCAAGCCAUGGACGGCUACCCAGCAGAAUCGUUUAUAGGUCAGGGGAGGGAAUCAGUCAGGAUAGUAGAAUUCCAUUGUUUGGGGGCACAGAAAGAGAACGAUAGUUCACCGUAUGUUUUUGUGUGAUUAUUUAUAUUCUCUUUUUGUACUCAGCUGCCAUCUUUGCUGCCUUGCCAUUUUAUUAAAUUCGAAAAGAGGGUUUCACUUGAAUUUUCUAUAUAUUUUUGUUCUGAAGAGUUUUCUUUCAGGUAUGCGACAAGCAGGGUCAACAACCUAGAGUUGCCCCCUUUCUUCAAAAUGAUUUUACACCAUUUUUUUGUUGUCUUUGGUCUGACCUGUACAUGUUAAGUUAAUGUUAUGGUCUUAUUAUAACUGGUAACUUUUUUUCUAAAUUCCGGCACACAUUAAUAUAUUUUAAGUGUGCAUAGGGCUCAAGUCUCGCAUGGGAAUGUUGUUCUGUAACAUUUUUGUUUAGCUCUGAAAUAUACUUUAUCAUUUAUGAGAUUAAGUAAGUGGGUUUGGGGUCUCCAAGCCUAAAUUUGUGCAGGUCUAUUCACUGAGUGAUCCAUAGUAUAUGCAUUAUUACAUUUAAUUAUCCAACACAGGCAGUGGAUAUUAACUUAGGAAGAAGUAUGAAUGAAUUACUUUGAAAUCUCUUUGAUAAUCUUGCUGUUAAAACAAUUUUUGGUUUAGAUUGUCUAUUCUUGCAAUACUAAUACAUAUUACUCAUAUUGUUGUACUAGAUGAAUGAGACUACAUUUUUCAAUUACAAGUUUAAGUACGAUUCCUCAUCCUCUAGACAUCUUGAGACAUUUUCAUGUAUGAUGUGGGUAGAAAUCAAUGUAUUAAGUCAUGAGUGUGGAACCCUUUUUGAGUAAAGCACCAUUUUGUAAAUUAUUAUUGGUAAAUUGCGUGGAACCUGUGAAUAGAAAAACCAUAGAAUGUCAGUCUCCCUAGCUGAUAGGCUAACUCACCCUGUCCACAAUUUUUUCCCUUGACGGUUGUAUGGAGUCCCUUGACAGGACUAUGGUUGAUAAGUUGGGUAAUUACAUUUUUGUUCUGUCUCAAAUUUGUGGAACUGACAAUGAUUGAGACCAUGGGAGCAAAUAAAAUGUUCACUGUUUUAAAUCACAUGUUCCACGAUGCAAGAUAAAUCCAGAUAUCUUCCGCAUGUUGCCUAGUGAUGAAUAAUGCUAAUGUGAUCCAACUAAAUCUUUCCUUUUACUGCUCAUGUUUUUACAUUUGACUCACUUCAGUUUAGUCUAUUUCAAAUUGUGCUGAGCAAUGGAUUUAUUAACCUCCAUGUCAAUGUCCUCCCCCGUUGUUGUUUCAUGCACAAAAUUGACAAUGCACAGACGCUAAUUAUUCAAGCAAUUGAAAUCAACAUGACUCUGCGUUCCGGAUGGGGCCAGCGGGCAGUAGUCUGUCACCCCUACACUAUAUCAUUAACUCAAGGCACCAUAUGCCAAUUAUGUUUUUUAGCAGUUCUUAAGCAAAUAAGAAAUUAAUGUAUCCUUUAUUUCAGAUUAUAAUUUCUGAUUUCACUGUUAAAAGUAUGUUCAAAUACCCUUAAGUAGUUUUCAUCAUACAAAAUCCAUGUAUAAGCUGAAAGUGAAAUGGUGCAAUUUUUAAAAAAUGAUGCCUUGUUUGUUUCAUUAACAUUGUCCAAACUUAGAAUUAUUUUUAUAUAAUAGCACCUCUGCUACUUUUUGAUGUUCAAUCAAAAUUGUUUUUUUUUUUAAAUAGUUCAAGUUUUGCUGUGGUCUUGUUGGAUAUAUUAACUUUUACUCUUGCAAUCAUUUUUUCAGAUGCCUGUUAAAUACUACACAAAAGUAUAUUUUGUUGUGAGCUGUUAUUUGCUACAAAUACUACAAUGUUCAUUGAUCAAAUUUUCAUUAAAUUUUUCUAGGCGAAACUAGAAGAGAAAAAGAAGAGAAGAAAAGAAGAAAAAGAAAUGGGUGCCAAGGUAUAAAGAGAUUUUUAAAAAAAAAUUAGAUUCUUUUAAUGAUCCAUAAAUUUGAUAAAGCAUGAUCAGUUUAAAUCAGUUAAGAUAAGAUUAUUUUUUGAUAAAAAAUAAUGGAAAUGUUUUUUUUUAAAAUUACAUAUCCAUACUCAUUUUCAGCACAUAAAUCAAUACAUAUUUUUAACCAGGAAAUUUUACAAUUGUAAAAAUUUAAAAACACAAGGCAUCUAAAGCAUUUCUCUAAUGCAGAAAUGAGUCAUAAAUGAACUUAGUGGCCACACUGACUUAUAAAGUCUCUGUUAUUCCCAAACUGACUUACACAGUAACUGUUAUGGCCAUACCGACUUAGACAGUCUCUGUUAUGCUCAUACUGACUUACAGUCAGUUACAGCCUCUGUUUUGACCAUACUAACUUAAGUGGUACGACAAGGAAGCAUUUCUGUAGAUGUCUGGCAGUUCUGUCAGACUGAGGAACAAUCGAAUCUCUAAAUAUUUCAUUCCUUAAUUUGUAAACUUUUAUAUGUUUUGAAACCAUGACGUGGGUGAACAAUGAUUGCAUGGUUGACAGAAGCAUAAGCUGAUUAACUAAGUAAAACAAAAUGAAAUAUUUGAUGAGUGGAUUUCUUUUCAAAAUUAAAUAUUUGCUUAAAUUUGAUAAAUACAUUUUAGAAAUAGAAAGUCCUUUGAAAAAAAAACAACUGAUCAAGUUUGCUGUUAUUUAAGUUUAAUUUGGUUUUGUUAAUUUGUCCACUUUAUAUAAAUGAAAUAACCAUAUACAUUUGUUAAGGCACCCCCUAAAAAGAAACCAAAGACUAUUGAAAGUAUGAGAGUGCCAGAUGAAACAAUGGUUGAUCCCACUAAUCUUGAGGUGAGCAUAUAUAUGUUUGUUGUCUAUACUCUCAGUUGUUAUAAAGAAACCUAUGGGAGCUGGUUGGUCUCUUAAAAUCAGAAAUCAAACCACUUAAUGGGGAAGUUUUGUAUUUUUAAGGAUCCUGAAGAAUACUUUCUUACAUACAUAUGACUUUUACCCUGCCUGGGUCAUAGGCAGACUACAAGAAUUUUCCAUUCAUUUCGAUCCUGGGCUUUUAUUUCUGGUUGCUUCCAUGUGUAUCCCAUAUUGUUUGUCUGCCUCUAGCUCAUGUCUUAAUAUAUUACUAGGCCUUCCUCUCUUUCUUUUUCCCCGUGGAUUCAAUGUUAAGGAUUGUCUGGGGAUCUUGAGAUACAUGCACAUAUUAAAUUUUUUAACAUAUAACUUUUAACCGUAUUUUUGUUUUCUUUUUUUUCAGACACAGUUAGACCUAGAACAAGAUGAAAUGGCCCCUUACUUUCGCCAGGAAACAACACCUAAAGUUCUCAUCACAACAUCAGACAGGCCCAAAAAAGUAACAAGUAUAUUAUGAUAAAUGGGUUCAUUUCAUUAGACCAAAAUAGAAGGGUUAUUUUCUUUUCUUCUGGGUUCACAAUGCAUGUCACAAUGCAUGUAAACGUUCUCCAUUCAUCAUUUGAACAAUCAUAUUGAGGACUUAAUGACAUCAAUGAGUGUAGAAAGACACAAACAGGUUAAGUGAUAACACUUCCAUUUUAUAACCUUUUCACCUAGAGAUAGAAAUAAAUUAUACAGAAAUAUUAAUUUGAGAGAUUGUUUUAUUUUUAAAUGUUCUAGAUUUAUUUAAAGUGUGUUGAUCAAUCCUUACUUUAUUUUCUUAGAAGACAAACAGCUUUUGCAAGGAGCUGAAAAAGGUCAUUCCAAAUUCAUUCGUGAAGUACCGAAGGGGGUUGGAUUUAAAAAAAAUCAUACCCCAGGCCAUUGAAAGGGAUUUUACAGAUCUUAUUGUGAUAAAUGAGGAUGCCGGUGAACCAAGUAUCCUUUUAUUUUGACAAGAACUUAAACCUGCAACACAUACGAAGUGUAGACUCAAACUAUCUGUCACUUGCUUACCCUGUUGGAAAACUUUUUAAAAAGUCUCUGCAAAACCUCUCAGUCCUGUCAGUAAAGGGAGAAAUGGAGCCCCUUUCUACAUGCAAAGGUUGUUUAACACAGUUAGGACCCAUUAUUGGUAAAAAAACACUUUGUAGUCAUAAUCCAUCCUACCCCUGCUCCCAGCCACUAACUUCUGGACACCUCAAGGCUUACCAUUUCAAAGAGUACUUCACAGCAAUAAUUUGAAAUUACAGUGCCACCCAUUAGUCCUACACAAUGACUCACCUAAAAUGUGUACCAGAUUUUUACUUUGUCCUUACCAUUAUUGCAUAGAUGGUUAAAUUGCCUUUCAUUGAUGCGGAUUAUGAUUGGCUCAUAGAAUUGAGAGUACAUGGUGUAAACUGUACAUUGGCUCAUAGAAGUGAGAGUAUAUGGUGUAAACUGUACAUUGGCUCAUUGAAGGGAUAGUAUAUGGUGUAAACUGUACAUUGGCUCAUAUAAGUAAAAAUAUAUAGUGUAAACGGUGCAUGUUUUUAAACAAGAUGAACUGACUACAGCAGGUAUUGCAACAUUGGUCAGUUGAGGACACUCUGGUUAAAACCUUAACAGCUGAAAGAUGGUUUGGUCCUUUGUCAUCUUCCUGAUGGUCCUACUGCUGAGUUCAAGAUGAUGAAUGCCAAACUGUGCAAGGAACUCAAGGUGGUUUAAAAGAUUAAAACUAUAAAUACCAGUUAGCUGUGUAAAUAAUAUUUAGUGUAUUUGUUGAUUACAUAAUUUGUUAUUUUUUACUACUUUCCAUUGUGUACUUUAAAGUUUAUUAAUAAAAUGUCAGUGUGAACAGUAGUCCCAAUGUUCUCUAUCAAAUUCAUUAUGUUGCAGCGGCUUGGAGAGAUGACUGAACACUUCCCAGAGGUCAACAUUCACAACUUCAAUACUCGUCUAGGUGUGACCAUUGGUAGAAUGUUGAGUUGUUUGUUUCCGCACAGACCAAAUUAUCAGGGCAGACGUGUGGUGACCUUUCACAAUCAGAGAGAUUAUAUCUUUUUUAGACAUCACAGGUAACACCACCUCAUUAUUAUAUCUUUUUUAGACAUCACAGGUAACACCACCUCAUCAAUAUUUUUUUUUUUUGGACUUCACAGGGGAUAAUUUUUCAUUAAAUUAGAAGUGGGGUCUUCGUUAAAGCUUUAACAGUAUCUGUUAUCAGUAGUCAUUUCCUCUAGUUAAGAAAGGUGAAUAUUUGUCAAUAGGGUUUGUCGUUUACAAGAAUAGAAAACAUCACAUCGCUUUACGUAAUGUUACUAUUUUUUACACUGUUUUUGUAAAUUGUAGCUUCUAACAAUGUAUUUCCACAUAUAUAUAGUGUUAAUAAUUCGUUUGUAAAAUCUUUCGUAAAAUAAAGUUGUAAACACGUUUUCGUCUAGGUUAGGACCCACUAUGCUGGCUCACAUUAACGUUAGAGGUACCGAAAAGCUGUUUAGAGAUUGGCCAAAUUGAAUACCAGGAUGUUAAUAUCAUAAUGAGAUUGGCCAGACUGUAUGCCUGGAUGUUCUUUUAAUAGAUUAACCCUAUUGAUUAACAUAGCUAUCCGAAUUUUUCCAUGUGAUCUGGUUGUUCUAUGCCAUUGUGAACUAUUUGUUUACCCCCAUUCAAAGCCAAUAAUCCAAAAUUAAUGAUAACAUAAAUUGAUUACAAAGGAUGAAGUCAUAGACACAUCUCUGUCUACCUACUGUAAGAAUGUAAGUCCUUAGAAGCACUAAUUCCAUAAAUUAUGACCUUAUUUGUCAGAUACCAGUUCAGAAACACAGAGAAAGUAAGUUUACAAGAACUAGGUCCCAGGUUCCUCCUGCGUCUGAGAUCACUUCAGAAAGGAACAUUUGAUUCCAAGUCUGGGAUGUACCUGUGGAUCCACAAGGUGAAGUAACUGUCUGUCGUGGGCUUGGUGCACUUUGUCUUAUCAAUCUUUAGAAUCAGACAAAAGCCAGUAAUGAUACAAUUCAAUAUUUAUUAAUUGAAAAAAUAAUGUCUGGUACCGUACCAGUGUUAUCCGACAGAUACCAGUCAUCAAACAAUGCUUGUUGAUUAAAAAAAUAAUGUUUGGUACCUGUAUUAAGACUAUAUACAAUAAGUGAACACAUGUUAACAAUUAUCUUUAAAUGUAAGUGCGUACAGUAUGUGUGGUGCAUCAAUUAUAAAGCUAGUUGUUUUGUUGCAGUUCCUGGCAUGGUAUUUACUUAGUUCCUUAUGCCUUAGUUACGUAACUAUGUUUUGACUAACAAGUUUAUCAUUGAUAAAUUCUUGCACUUUCAGCGCCAUGAAAUGGACACGAGCAGAAGAAAGUUUCAUCUCUAAUUUUUUAUGUGGAAUCAACUUAGACAAUAAACAUUAUAUUCAAUCAGUGUGAA